Messenger RNA from Huiozyma naganishii CBS 8797, 960 nucleotides. It is a transcript of the gene SHE1, whose product is annotated as She1p. The transcript has a single exon. Gene Ontology annotation, cellular component: microtubule cytoskeleton. Gene Ontology annotation, molecular function: microtubule binding. The coding region runs from base 1 to 960 and encodes 319 amino acids. NCBI's taxonomy places the organism in Eukaryota, Fungi, Ascomycota, Saccharomycetes, Saccharomycetales, Saccharomycetaceae. The record is from RefSeq and is a predicted model, not a curated record.
AUGAGUUAUAUUCCAGGGGAGGGUAAUAACAAAGAUAGUGGUUACACCGGCAGAGAGGUCAAUGCCGAUGGCACCACACUCAUCGAGCAUACUGGGGCCUCAAGGAAGCUUGGGUCUUCUGUUUUAAACGAACUUGAUUCGAGGACCAAUGCUAAAUUUCAGCAGUUGCGGACACAGAGCACGCCCCUUGAGAGCGGGGAGGGCCCGACUUUCAGCUCAUACUUUAAUAUCCAACACAAUGCACAAUUCGAGAAGAUGGACUCGGUAAACUCGCACUAUUCGAUACAUCAAUUCACCAAAGAAAACUUGCCCACACGCGCCCCCAAGACCCCAAAAACAAAAAACAUCAAGACGGAGCAAUUGACAUCCGAUUCCAUCAAAAGACUGAAAUCUAACCCCAAUGUGUACGGAACACCACCCCCAAUCUCAGAGAUAACGAGGAGAAUACGAAGACUACGAAUAAGAAACUCGUUAACGGGGACUCCCGAGAGCAGUCGCAGGAACAGCUCGCCCAAGAAAACUUCGGACGUGAAAAGAACACCCAUAACGAAACAAGAACCGAUGAAACCGCCCAGUUUCUUGCAGCCCACAAAAAACUCGCUGAAUAAAAUAAAAAGGUCCCCCCAAGUGUCAUCCGGUUUAAACAACCGACUAAACCCAACGACGAACGUACCGCCGUUGGGCAAACCCGCAUUUGCCUCCAAAUUAUCAAAACCGCCGACCACAGCGUCUAGCAGGCUUCCCGGGCCAUCGAAGUCGGCAACCCUCGCUACCUCGCCGGAUUCGGUCUUCGAUAGACUGUACAAGACCAGUACCAUGUCUCGUUCCAACUCUAUGAACAACGUCAACGGGAACACAAAGACGAAAAUUCACUUCAGCCGAAGUAAAACGAGCUCGUCAUUAGCAAAAAACGGGGAGCAGUCCAAUGUGCCGACGAAAGUCAGACCUGUAUGGCGAUGA